Molecule: messenger RNA, 2965 nt
Organism: Westerdykella ornata
Lineage: Eukaryota; Fungi; Ascomycota; Dothideomycetes; Pleosporales; Sporormiaceae
Product: Pkinase-domain-containing protein
Exons: 5
Coding region: 1-2496 (831 amino acids)
Biological process (GO): intracellular signal transduction; protein phosphorylation
Cellular component (GO): cytoplasm
Molecular function (GO): ATP binding; protein serine/threonine kinase activity
Source: RefSeq, a predicted model, not a curated record
AUGCAGUCGAAUCCCAGGGCUCAGGCUGAAGUGCAGGCCCAGCGGAAAAAAGUACGAUUUCCCGUCUUGUUCCUCAGAGAAGGGCCUGCUCACUCCUUUGAAUUUGCGGCAGACGACUUGAAGACCGUGGGGAAUUAUGCGUUAGGAAGACUGAUAGGAAAAGGCAGCUUUGGCAAGGUCUAUUUGGCAAGCCACAAGCUCACCAAUGGCUCCAAGGUAGUGCUCAAGUCGGCGAAGAAGGACGAUGCCAACCUCGCGCGCGAAAUCCACCACCACCGCCAAUUCCUGCAUCCACACAUUGCUCGAUUAUACGAGGUUAUAGUGACGGAGACCCUAGUAUGGCUGGUCCUGGAAUACUGCCCUGGGGACGAACUAUAUAACUACCUCCUCGAGAAGGGUGCGCUGGAACCUGCUAAGGUGCAGAAGAUCUUCACCCAACUGGUCGGCGCCGUAUCCUACGUUCACGGCAAGUCCUGCGUCCACCGCGAUCUGAAACUCGAAAACAUCCUCCUGGACAAAUACGAGAAUGUCAAGCUGGUCGAUUUUGGGUUCACGAGGGAAUACGAGGGCAAGUCGAGCUAUUUGCAGACAUGGUGUGGCACGGUAUGCUACAGUGCGCCAGAGAUGUUGAAAGGGGAGAAAUAUGCUGGAGAAAAAGUUGAUGUGUGGAGUCUGGGGAUCAUCUUAUACGCCCUUCUGGUCGGAGAAUUGCCGUUCGAUGACGAUAACGAGAACGUCACGAAGACGAAAAUCCUUAAGGAGGAGCCAAACUAUCCAGAGAACUUCCCACCUCAGGCUAAGGACUUGUGCCAACAACUUCUGUCGAAGCGGCCCCUGCUACGCCCAACACUCGCCGACAUCUUACAGCACCCAUGGCUCGCAGAGCAUGCGCCGAGGCAGCAGGAGAUAUUAAAGCUGCAGCAACCCGCGCCGUUUACGACGGAUCUGGAAAAGGAAGUGCUACAACGGAUGCGUGCUGCGGGCGUUGACAUUGACAUGGUCAUUGAAAACGUGCUGGCGCAGCGCUGCGACUCUCUGGCUGGCUGGUGGGCGCUGCUGCUUGAGAAAGAGGAGCGCAAAGCGAGGCGAAGAGAGCGCAAGCGCAGAGAAAAGGAGGCGGAGGCUAAGAGUUUGAAGAGACUCAGUGCUGCCAGCAGUCGCUUGGAUAAACUUGCCCCAACCAUCAAGGAAACCGAUGAGGAGGGUCUCCACUCGCCUUCGCUGGGCGAGCCGCCCAAGAGUCGAGGUAGAGCUCUCAAGCGGUCAAGCGCACACAUGGGUACUCCAGAUCUACCAAGAUUAGCAGAAUCGGGCUCAACCCCGGAACCUCCUCCUGAAACACCGCCUCCCCCCCUACAAAAAGAUCAUGUUCGCACCUCAGACUCUUUAUCCCGUCCCCCCCCUCCACCCAAGGAGCUAGAUAGAAGAAGAUCAAGGAGUAGCAUGCUCCAGAUGGUCUCAAGCAAUCCGGACCUCCUCCAUCCGAAUGGCUUCGUCCCUAAGCGUCGUCGAAAGUACCAGCCCGCCUUCAUCAACCACCUUGCGAGCUUUAGGAAUUGGAUCAAGGAAACAUCAAAAAGGGCGCGCUCGCCUAACACGAAAGCGAGCAGCAAAAAAUCUCCCACUGUACCACAGCACAAAUCUCCUGAUCCGAAUAGACGUGCCAGCACCGCCAGUCGUUCGCCAGGAUUACCUCCUAACAACAUCACCCCACCAUCGACACAAAUACCUGUCCGACCGAGAGUAUCUACACAUAACUCUGCAAAUCGCCUUUCCGCUUCCCCGGCACCCCUCACCCCUCGUGGAUCCUACCGUCGCUCAUCUGGUGGCCUCCGAGGCCGCAAAUCCACAUCUUCAUCUGUCUCCUCAAUCCGCUCCAUGCCACAUCACCACCACACCCACUCCAAAGCCUCAUCCACCUCCUCCGCCUCCCUCGCCUCACCCGCCGUCUCCGUGUCCGGCCACCACAAAACAAGGUCUCCGCACUCCUCCGUCAAAGUCCUUCCCGCCACGCCAACGUCGUCCUCCUUUCCCAGCAACAUCCGCCUCGUCCGCGCUCCCCUAACCGAAGGCGGCGCAGCGUUCAGCAACCUGCCUCCUCCGUCCCCAGGCCUCAUUUUCGCGAAGCGCAAAAGAAGUCCGUUUAAAGGUCCGAUGCUUAGCGUGAAUACUCACCAUGGGAAUCUGGGGUCGCCGAGCUCAUCACGUUCUCGUGGGACAGAGGGGGUGGGGUCGAGGAGCCAGAGUGUCCAGGGAAGGAGGAGCGGGGAGAUCAUGGGGAUUGCGGAGGAGGAAGAAGAGGAGGAGGAGGAGAUGGAGGUGGAAGAGGUGGAGGAGUUUUCACCUGUGCUUGGCGGGGAGGAGGAGGAGGUGGUUGAGCAGGAGGGGGAGGGGACGAAGAAGGAGAAGUUGGGGCCGGAGUUGCUACCGGGCAUUACGCUUAAGGUUCCGCCGGUGAAGAUUGAGAGGGGAGAAGGUGGGAAAGACGGGGAGUAGGGAUGAGAGGGUCGUGUUGUAAGAUUGGGAGAUUAUUUUCGCUUCUUUUUUUUCUCGCUGUGGUUUUCCGAUGCAAUGAUUGCAUUAUGUUCUGUAGGUUUGGGAGCUUGUUUGCUGCAUAGAGGGGUUUUUGGGGCUUUUGGCAAUGGGGGUUUGUCCUUGUUUCCUUCUCUUCCUCCUUGUUAUCAUCUACUCGUUCGCUCGUUCACGAUUUCGUUAUCUAUUUGUAUAUCUUCUAUUCCUCGUCGUCGUCUUUCUUCACAAUAUUCUUGUUGAUGGUUCUACUCAUAGACCUCUUCUUUUCUUUUUUCUUAUGUUGCUUCUACGUACGUACAUAUCUAUUCUUGUCUUCGACACGUUGUUGCACAAGCGGUUGUCGCUUGCUAGGGUUGGUUGUAUGGAUAGAUAAAGAAGUGGGGAGGAGAUGGAUAAUAAGUAGUAUGGACAGUAUAUAUACGAUGGAUUAUCC